AUGUCAGCUGUUACCUCAGCCUUCUCCAAGUUGAAUCCAUUCUCCUCCAAGUCCAAACGCACACACGAAGAUGACGAAGAGGAUGACGGAGAGGAGAUUGAUCAAACCACUUUGGCCGGAGGUGGUCAUGCUGGCCGCCAGACUGACAUUACCAAGAACCAGCUACGCGUGCCCCACGCACUGAAGUCAUUCCUAGUUUCUCAAGGCGUCCUUAGCGAAGAAGCUGCCGCACUUGAUAAGGAAGAGGAGCUGACAGAUGCUUUGCACGAGCUUCUGGACAGACCGCAUAUCAAGGUGCCACUGGAGCUGACAGAUCGUUCCCACCCUCUGCCAAACUACUUCAUCAGCUCUUCGCACAAUACCUAUCUCUUGGCACACCAGCUUUACGGCAGCUCAUCGGCCACAGCCUACGAGCGCGCGCUCAAAGCCGGUGCCAGAUGUGUUGAGAUUGAUGCCUGGGACGGCGAUGAUCCCGAGGAGCCAAAGGUAACUCACGGAUACACUUUGACCUCCAACAUCCCCUUCCGUGCUGUCUGCGAAGCUAUCCGUGAUGUCGUCGACCAAGAAGCCCGCGAAGCCGUUGAUGCUCAGGGCUACAGAGCAGCCCCUAUUAUGCUUUCCCUAGAGAACCACUGUGAUGCCCACGGCCAGCAACGCCUCGCGGCAAUCAUGCGCGAGGUCUUCGGCGAUCGCCUCCUCACCAAGGCCAUUCGAGAUAAGGGCACCCGCGAACAAGAGGGCACCGGAGAGCAUGUGACCCUCGGCGAGCUUCAGUCCAAGAUCACUGUCAUGGUCGAAUACCACUUCCCCAACGAGCCAGACUCUGACUCUGAUUCCGCCUCUUCCGACAGCGAAGACGAAGACGAAAAGAAAGCCCGCCACGAUUACAAGGACAAGAAGAAAGCCGCAGCUACCACCGUCAUUGUUCCUGAGCUCGCCGAACUUGGCAUCUACGCGCAGUCAGUCAAGCCCCCGAACAACGCGUGGUUCGAAAGCGGCGUGCUAGAAAACUCUCCUCACCACCCACUCAUCAACGUCUCCGAAUCCGGCCUAUCCGCACACAUGCCCGCCCACAACGCUCCCAUCGCGCAACACAACGCCAACCACUUGAUGCGCGUCUACCCCAAAGGCACCCGCAUCUCCAGUCGCAACCUCAAACCGGUGCCCUACUGGGGCGUGGGCGCGCAAGUCUGCGCCAUGAACUGGCAGACCUUCGGCGCGAGCAUGCAGCUCAACGAAGCCCUCUUCAGCGGCACCGACGGCUACGUCCUCAAACCCGCCCCGCUCCGCACCGGCGGCUCCGGAAAACUCGACUCGUACAAGCGCGUGAAGCUACGCCUGCACGUUGCCGGCGCAAGUGAUAUCCCUUGCCCUGAAGACCGGAAGGAGGACAUCAAGCCCUACCUGACCUGCACGCUCGUGCACCCGGACGACCUGGAGCAGAAGCCGCCGAAGCGCAAGACCAGCCCGUACAAGCAGCACACGUUCACUUUCAUGCACAAGGGAGACAACCCCCCCGUCACGGACCCCGUCUGGGAUGAGAUUCUCGAGUGGGAGUACCAGGACAACGAGCUGGUGUUCCUGCGCAUGCUGAUUAAGAGCGACGACAGUUUCGCCAGGAACCCGAUCUACGCGGUCGGUACAGUGAGGUUGCUGUACGUGCAGAACGGGUGGGUGUUUGUGCGCAUGCUGGAUUUGAAGGGCCGCGAGACCAAGUGUGGGCUGUGCGUCAAGUUUGAGUUUACCGAGGUCGAUGGGCGGACGUAA
Messenger RNA from Cyphellophora europaea CBS 101466, 1767 nucleotides. RefSeq lists its product as uncharacterized. The coding region runs from base 1 to 1767 and encodes 588 amino acids. Gene Ontology annotation, biological process: lipid metabolic process; phosphatidylinositol-mediated signaling. The record is from RefSeq and is a predicted model, not a curated record. NCBI's taxonomy places the organism in Eukaryota, Fungi, Ascomycota, Eurotiomycetes, Chaetothyriales, Cyphellophoraceae. The transcript has a single exon. Gene Ontology annotation, molecular function: phosphatidylinositol-4,5-bisphosphate phospholipase C activity.